AUGUGUCACGAGCCGUGUCAAACUUGCAUUACGCACGUUUCCAAUGGCUUUCUCGACUCCGAUCCCGAGAACCCGUAUGAUGGCCAAACCUACCCUAUCCUACGGUCAAAAUCAACUCACCGCUUUAAAUUGUGGUUGAAGAGUGCUGGUAUCACUUAUCUUCUCGCUGUGGGAACUCGCUGUAGUUGUCGAAAUAGUGCAGGAGCGAACUGGCGUCGUAGCGGGGCAAACGCAAAAGGAAGAAGUCACAUGCAACCUCUUACGUGCUACUAUAUAUUGAAGCAGAGUCUAUCCCUUGGAACAGAAAGAAGUCUUAUCUUGAAUGGGUACCGUCUGAAAUUGAGUUUCGCCUGGAAUUUCCGUUUUGCCACGUGGCUGCAGCAAAUUUACAAAGAAAUCCGUUGA
Messenger RNA from Bipolaris victoriae FI3, 405 nucleotides. RefSeq lists its product as hypothetical. The coding region runs from base 1 to 405 and encodes 134 amino acids. The transcript is spliced from 4 exons. The record is from RefSeq and is a predicted model, not a curated record. NCBI's taxonomy places the organism in Eukaryota, Fungi, Ascomycota, Dothideomycetes, Pleosporales, Pleosporaceae.